This is a messenger RNA of Colletotrichum karsti, 1875 nucleotides long. Its product is annotated as glycerol: h+ symporter. Gene Ontology annotation, cellular component: endoplasmic reticulum. Lineage: Eukaryota; Fungi; Ascomycota; Sordariomycetes; Glomerellales; Glomerellaceae. Gene Ontology annotation, biological process: GPI anchor biosynthetic process. The transcript has 5 exons. The record is from RefSeq and is a predicted model, not a curated record. The coding region runs from base 1 to 1875 and encodes 624 amino acids.
AUGGGUGGUCCCCUCCAGUUCCUGAGGAGCAUCUACGACCUCGACAAUCUCGAUACGCGCUUCACAAACUCUUCCUCCGUUCCCUACAAGACCGUUAUAGAGGCACGAAGCGAUCCCGCGCUGGGCAAAGAAUCGUCGAGCAAAAUCCGCGCCCGCUCGCAGCCCUCAAAAUGGAACACUCCAGAGUACUGGGUCUAUGUGAUAUACAUCGCAGGCAUUGUCCCAUACAUGUUCUGGGUCGCCUAUGAUGUAUCGAAGCCUGCCGACUACAGAUACCACAACUAUGAGCACUUCCUCUCCGACGGCUGGAUCCCAGGGCGCAAGAUCGAUGUCUCCGACUCGCAAUACCAUACCUUCCGCCAGAACCUCCCCUACAUGGCCCUCCUCCUGACCUUCCACCCCCUCCUCCGAAAGCUCUGGAACGCCGCCUUCCCGAUCCCGUCAGACCUACAUAAGAAGUCCGCGACAGAACAAGGCGACGCCCGCCUCGAGCAACGAGCCUCCUUCGACUAUCGCUUCGCUCUCGUCUUCCUCGUCGCCCUGCACGGCUUCUCCGCGCUCAAGGUCCUCGCCAUCCUCCGCCUCAACUACAUGCUCGCGACCCGCCUGCCGCGCCGCUACGUCCCCGCAGCCACUUGGAUCUUCAAUGUCUGCAUGCUCUUUGCCAACGAGCUCGCCCAGGGCUACAAGUUCGGCGCCAUGGCGCGGCACAUCACGCCGCCUCCCGUCCAUAGGGACCUCCUGACAGAAGACCCAUUCCUCGUCCGAUGGGGUGACUGGAUGGACUCCUACGGCGGUUUGAUGGGUCGCUGGGAGAUCCUGUUCAACAUCACCGUCCUGCGUCUCAUCAGCUUCAACCUGGAUUACUACUUCAGCCUUGAACAGCGCGGCGGCAGCGCUCUAGAGAAGAAGCAACUCGACCCCGCCAAUCUCUCCGAACGAGACCGACUCGCCAUCUCCGCCGCCCCCGAGGACUACUCCUUCCGCAACUACCUUGCCUACGCAAUCUACGCGCCCCUCUACCUCGUCGGCCCCAUCAUGACUUUCAACGACUUCGUCUCCCAGCUCCGCCACCCCCCGGCCUCUGUCGAGACCGGCCGCACUCUCCGCUACGCCAUCCGCUUCGUCCUCGUUCUUCUCGCCAUGGAGCUCGUCCUCCACUACGACUACGUCUGCGCCAUCUCAAAGGCCGGCCCCAACUGGUCAACCUACACCCCCGCCCAGCUCUCCCUGCUGUCCUACUUCAACCUCCACAUCAUCUGGCUCAAGCUCCUCCUCCCCUGGCGCCUCUUCCGCCUCUGGGCCCUCCUCGACGGCGUCGACCCCCCGGAGAACAUGCUGCGCUGCGUCUCUAACAACUGGUCCCCCAAGUCCUUCUGGAAGGCCUGGCACAGGUCCUACAACCGCUGGCUUAUCCGCUACAUCUACAUCCCCCUCGGUGGCGCAAACUUCCGCUCCUGGGCCUCCACCGUCCGUUCCAUCGCCACCUACCUCCUCGUCUUCACCUUCGUCGCCCUCUGGCACGACAUCCGCCUGCGCCUGCUCAUCUGGGGCUGGCUCAUCGUCCUCUUCCUCCUCCCCGAGGCCUUUGCCCAGAUGCUCUUCCCCGCCAGGAAGUGGGAGAACAGGCCGAACCAGUACCGCUGGCUCUGCGGCGCCGGCGCCGUCGCGAACGUGCUCAUGAUGAUGACUGCCAACCUCGUCGGUUUCGCGGUCGGCUUAGACGGUCUGCAGAGCAUUCUGCACGGCAUUCUGCAUGAUUGGUCAGGCGUCAUGUUCUUCGUGACGGCUUGCUCGGCAUUAUACGUCGGCGUACAAGUCAUGUUUGAGAUACGCGAGUCCGAGAUGAGGAGAGGCAUCUCACUGAAAUGCUGA